AUGUUCCACCAACUGCAUUGCGAUCUCGUCAGGCUUGGCCUAGGCGUGGAAGCGGACAAACUGGAGUUUAUGCACUUCUGGAAAAAACGUGCACCAUGGCGUGUGGAUCGACCCUUUGGUCCGGACCUCGUGGUGCAUAUUAACAAUCAGCCGGUUAGCCUUGUGCCAACCGGCAACAUGCGGUAUCUUGGGUUCUGGCUGGAUCCCAAGUUGUCGUUCCGGUUGCACGUCAAAUUUUAUGCGAGCAAAGCAGCCAGCACGGUAUCAUCGAUAUCAAUGUUGGGCAACUCUGUGCGUGGGUUCACGCCUGCACAGAAAAGACAACUGUACAUUGCACAUGUGAUUCCUCUCAUGUGCUACGGUGCCCAA
Fomitopsis serialis is the source of this 369-nucleotide messenger RNA. RefSeq lists its product as uncharacterized. The transcript has a single exon. The record is from RefSeq and is a predicted model, not a curated record. NCBI's taxonomy places the organism in Eukaryota, Fungi, Basidiomycota, Agaricomycetes, Polyporales, Fomitopsidaceae. The annotation marks the transcript as partial.